AUUUAAGAGAGGGAGCUUGAGACUGGCCAAGGCCUCCCCUUCCUGUGUCUGUGGAAGGUCCCCGGGAGAUACAAAGGUGCUUAGUGUCCAUAUAACCUCCCCAUCAGCUGAGCGAUCUCAAGGACCAGUCCCACAGCCCUAACUCACCCAUCGAGACCACAGGAAAUAUGGGAUGUAUAAAAUCAAAAAGGAAAGACAAUCUGAGUGACGAUGGAGUAGAUAUGAAGACCCAACCAGUACGUAAUACUGACCGAACUAUUUAUGUGAGAGAUCCAACGUCCAAUAAACAGCAAAGGCCAGUUCCAGAAUCUCAACUUUUACCAGGACAGAGAUUUCAAACUAAAGAUCCAGAGGAGCAAGGGGACAUUGUGGUGGCCUUGUACCCCUACGAUGGCAUCCACCCAGACGACUUGUCCUUCAAGAAAGGAGAAAAGAUGAAAAUCCUGGAAGAGCAUGGGGAAUGGUGGAAAGCUAAGUCCCUUUCAACAAAGAGAGAAGGCUUCAUCCCCAGCAACUACGUGGCCAAGGUCAACACCUUAGAAACUGAAGAGUGGUUCUUCAAGGACAUAACCAGAAAAGAUGCAGAACGGCAGCUCCUGGCACCAGGGAACAGUGCAGGAGCUUUUCUCAUCAGAGAAAGCGAAACUUUAAAAGGAAGCUUCUCUCUGUCUGUCAGAGACUAUGACCCUGUACAUGGUGAUGUUAUUAAGCACUACAAAAUUAGAAGUCUGGACAACGGUGGUUAUUACAUCUCUCCACGGAUCACUUUUCCCUGUAUCAGUGAUAUGAUUAAGCAUUACCAAAAGCAGUCUGAUGGCUUAUGCAGAAGACUGGAAAAGGCAUGCAUUAGUCCCAAACCACAGAAGCCGUGGGACAAAGAUGCCUGGGAGAUCCCCCGGGAGUCCAUCAAGCUGGUGAAAAAGCUCGGUGCAGGACAAUUUGGGGAAGUCUGGAUGGGUUACUAUAACAACAGCACGAAGGUGGCUGUAAAGACCCUCAAGCCGGGCACCAUGUCCGUGCAGGCGUUCCUGGAAGAAGCCAACCUCAUGAAGACCCUGCAGCAUGACAAGUUAGUGCGGCUCUACGCUGUGGUCACCAAGGAGGAGCCCAUCUACAUCAUCACCGAGUUCAUGGCCAAGGGCAGCUUGCUGGAUUUCCUCAAGAGUGACGAAGGUGGCAAGGUGCUGCUCCCAAAGCUCAUUGACUUUUCAGCACAGAUUGCCGAGGGCAUGGCGUACAUCGAGCGGAAGAACUACAUUCACCGUGACCUGCGAGCCGCUAACGUCCUGGUCUCUGAGUCCCUCAUGUGCAAGAUUGCAGACUUUGGCCUCGCGAGAGUGAUUGAAGAUAACGAGUACACAGCGAGGGAAGGUGCUAAGUUCCCUAUCAAGUGGACGGCUCCAGAGGCCAUCAACUUUGGCUGCUUCACUAUCAAGUCCGACGUGUGGUCCUUUGGAAUUCUCCUGUAUGAGAUCGUCACCUAUGGGAAAAUUCCCUACCCAGGGAGAACCAACGCAGAUGUGAUGAGCGCGCUGUCUCAGGGCUACCGGAUGCCGCGCAUGGAGAACUGCCCAGAUGAACUCUAUGACAUCAUGAAAAUGUGUUGGAAAGAAAAGGCGGAGGAGAGGCCGACGUUUGACUACUUACAGAGCGUUCUGGAUGAUUUCUACACUGCCACCGAAGGGCAGUAUCAGCAGCAGCCCUAGCAGGCACGGAGACCUGCCCAUCGUAGUUAGUAGGAAAAGCAGCCUUCCGGCGGAGCUAAUCAUCUCAUGACAGGACCCUCUGUGUUCCUGGUUCCUGAUGGACAGGCCGAAUUAGCUCAGGAAGAACACCCUGGACUUGGGAUGCUGUUUCUUAAAUGUGACCGUCAGAAUACAAACACCUGCUCUCUCCAAAAUGCGCCACACUGGUCCACAUGGGCUGAGCGACUCAGGUUCGGAGACUGCUGCAGCGAAUACCCAGAUGCAGCAAGGACUAAACUCACUUAGCAAAAAUAACCCUAUGCACGGCAGAUCUUCUCUUACCCUCUCAAUGCUUUGACCCACUUUAAAAAAAAAAAAACUACUAAUCCAGCCUGUUAGAUUCUACAGGUGAAGGCACCAGCUUUAAAAUGUCUUUUUUAUAAAUUUGAGUGGUUUUUGUUUGGUUGCUUUGGAGAUUUGAUUCCUCCCCACCUCGCACCCACAUCCCACCCCCUUUCAGAGACUGUUAAACAUUUUCCUUGUGGUAAGAUUGCUGGACAGGAGGUAGCACGUGCUGGUCAGGCAGGAGCACAGGGUAUGGGCACACGGAACGACCAUGGCUGACCUGGCAUCCUUUGGAGCUACAGUGCCACCCAGACCUCCCAUCGGAGCUCUGCCCUAAGGAGGAAUGUCUUUUUUAGUGGUUGGGGUAUUUCAGUUACAGUAUUCUCUAAAGGCUUUUUGAUGGUGCCCUUUGCCAGAACUGUAAACAUCUAAUCUGUCAGUACCUUACCAGGCCUUCCAAAAAACCGCAAAGCAUUUCUUCCAUUGCCUUAAAUGACUUGAACGUUUAUAAAUCCUAUAUUUUAGUUGUACUCUAAGAGGUUAAAAUGCCAUAGUGGAGGCUAUUUUUGUGAUCCAGUAACCUUUUUCUGAAUUGUGUAAGAUGUAUGAGAGACUAUUUACACCUACAGGUAGGAAGAAGGCGACCAUGGAGAAGCUCCUGGUGUCCAGGGAAGUUGUUGCCUGGGUUUUUCAUUGUCAACGUUGUGUCUGCCCUAUUUCACUUACGCUAUUAUGUACAUACUUAAUAUUUCUAUUUUUGAUUUUAUUUUAAUACACCCAAUAACACCUUGGAA
Molecule: messenger RNA, 2824 nt
Organism: Meriones unguiculatus (Mongolian gerbil)
Lineage: Eukaryota; Metazoa; Chordata; Mammalia; Rodentia; Muridae
Gene: Lyn
Product: LYN proto-oncogene, Src family tyrosine kinase
Exons: 13
Coding region: 168-1706 (512 amino acids)
Biological process (GO): innate immune response; protein phosphorylation; cell differentiation
Cellular component (GO): extrinsic component of cytoplasmic side of plasma membrane
Molecular function (GO): ATP binding; signaling receptor binding; non-membrane spanning protein tyrosine kinase activity
Source: RefSeq, a predicted model, not a curated record